UCGUUGGAGUAGUAAUCGAGACACGCGAACAAUGAUCCACGGGUUUCAAGUGCGUGACACCCUCGUUCUGAAAUCGAGCUCUCUUUAUCAGUUCUCGAGUGAACGUCAAACCACCAACAUGAAGUUCCAGGGAACCAAAAUAUUCGUCUUAAGCGAGGGAGAUUUGGGCUCUAACGGGAAGGAUGAUUCCCUCUCAGGGGAAACAGGCCUCUCCGAAGACCUGGACAAGGGAUUUGUGUCCCCGUUACUCGCCCUGAAGUUCAACUUCCGGUUCAAUCAAUACUUCGGCAUGUUUCCGGCUCAGAUCAGCCAGGACUUCAUGAAAUUAACUUUGGUCCCGUCUCUCAUGAUUUGGACCUUCAUGGUAAAGUUCUUCUUCAUCGGUUUGGUCACGUCUCUCAUCUAUUUAUGGCUUACUGAUCAAGGGUACAAUUUCUAUGACUUGUGGGACAGAAUCUUUGCCUACAAGAAUUUCUCCAGGACCGACUACUUCGCCAUCAUCUCCCAUUACAUAUUCCUCAUGAGCUCCGCCCUUGUCCUCUACUUCUUCAACUUGGCCCUCCCCAAAGAGCUGACCAACCUUAACAUGGUCAUCAAGAACCUUUCGGCCUUUUUGAACGACGGAUUCGUAAUCCAAAACCCGCCGGUGAAGAAGAUGAUGAUCUACCGCUUGUCGGUUUGCUUCUUGUGUACGAUCGCCUCCUUAGUGUACUUGGCUGGCGUCCACGGCAUCAUUAGAAACCCAUCGUUCAACUCUUAUGAUGUCCUCAUUGUUUUCUUGACAGUCUUGGCCAUUUAUGUGGAGAAUCAGAACCAUAUGUUUUCCGAGCUUUUGUUCCUUCGUUACGUCCGCAUUCUGGACCAUCAUGCCCAAUGUCUCUUGAGCCACAUUGGUCAAGAGCACGUGUCUGGCUUUCGGAAUCGAGAGUGCUGCUACAAACGAUGCGAGAUCCUUCGAGAGAUGUACAACGCCAUUAGCACCACGUUUGGCAAUGACCUCUUUGUGACCGUAGUUAUCCUGGUCAUCAGUGAGGUCUUUGGGUUCUACCUCCUUACUACGUUCUUGGUCUUCAUACCCUCCUCCAACGAAAUUUGGCCUUUCAUUGCGGCUUACGUUCUGUACGCCCUUAUUCCGGCCAUUCGGUUGUAUGUCAUCAUUGAAGGGUCCGAGAAUACAUCCAAGUACAUGAAGAGAAUCCGAGCAGAGCUUCGAGACAUGGAGACCAAUUUGAUUUGCGCAUCCGGAUCGAAUGCGGAAGUGGCUGAGAUACGGCGAGUCCGAGAUAUGUACGACGAGAACUACGGGUUUUCCGCCAGUGGAUUCUUUUACCUGAAUCGGAGUCUCCUCACCUCCAUGUUUGGAUCCUUGGCCACUUACUUGAUCGUACUUCUGCAGUUCAAGAUCUCUGAUAUUAACGAAGUUGCUUAAAAAUUCAAUGUCAAUUAACCUACAGAAAUA
Messenger RNA from Tigriopus californicus, 1459 nucleotides. RefSeq lists its product as uncharacterized. NCBI's taxonomy places the organism in Eukaryota, Metazoa, Arthropoda, Copepoda, Harpacticoida, Harpacticidae. The record is from RefSeq and is a predicted model, not a curated record. Gene Ontology annotation, cellular component: neuronal cell body; dendrite; membrane. The transcript is spliced from 2 exons. Bases 32 to 1429 code for a protein of 465 amino acids. Gene Ontology annotation, biological process: sensory perception of taste.